CCAAUUUGUGACAUUUCUCCUUUUUCACUGUCUAGGGGUCCAGCUUCUCUGAUGUUAGUGUCCAUGGUUAAAAUGAUCAUGAGUGCUCAGACAUUUGCCAAACUUGCCUGGUGUGGGUGGCCAUGGAGUGGCAGCCCUUCCCAGGGAACAGGAACUCCUCCACAGACCUGGCUGGUCCCUGCCUGCUCUGGUGCAGGUUGCAGACAGACCGUGAUUGGAUCAGUUGGAUAAAUUUGGGUCCAGAGCUUCCCCUCACAUAGAGGAAAGCAGUAAUGUGGACAAACUAAGCUUUUUGGCCCAGGAAGGAGCCCAAACUGUUUAGAACAGAGGCAGGCAGCGCUACUUUCCUCUGUCCCCUUUGUCCAUCAGGCCUGGCCAAGAUUUUAGGCAGAGACCUCCUUGCUCCCACCCUUGCUGAGCUGCGGCAGUUUUGCACUGUGAACUUCAGAGGAUUUCUCUGCAGGGAUUUCACCAGCUGAAUGUGGUAUGGGGCUCACAGCCCUGGGGGCUGAGCAGGACCCGGGGCACAGGGAAGCUGGGGCACAGCCGAUGCUGCUCCUCCCCUGGCCAAGAUGGAGAAGAGCUGCAGCUGGAGCGUGUGCCAGAAACGGCUUUGGGAGCCCAGGAACAUCAUCCCUGGGCUGUGCCCCUCGCUGUUUCCCGAGAGCCCCGUGGGGAUCAAUCACUGCAUCUCCAACAGAUUGCUCUGCCUGUCUUCGCCUUUGUGCAAAGAGCGAGGCUGGUGGGGCUCUGCAGUGUAAAAGCUGCCCCAAGGAACCAGACAGGCUGGAGGAACGGGCACCAGAGAUCUCACCAAAUCCAGCCAAGAAGGGCCCCAGAAGACCACACCUGGGAGAAGGAGAUACCAGGAAAAUGGACCCUGAACUGCUGAACCUCCCACUCGCAGUCAAGAUCCCUGUGGCACCUGGAUCCAAGCCUGUCUUCUGCAGGGGAAAGCUGGGUGAAAAGCUCCACCGGCCGCUUCCUUGUUUCACUCUGGAUGAUCCCUACUGCCACCACCUCAGCCCAGCAUACAACUGCCUGCAUGACCCUGUCCUUCAGGACUACCACAAGCGCAAGGAUGUGCUGCAUUUGCUGAAGAAACGGGGCUUUGUCACCAGAGAAAACAAGGUGAUUUGCACUGUGAAGGAGUUCAACGAGUACAGGCAGUACCUGACCAGGAUCAAGCUACGGUCAGAGCAGAUCUUGGGGCAGCAAGAACAUGGCCCCAGCCUGCCAAGAAUCACCAACACUUCCUGUCAGGGGAAGCUGCAGCCUCAAAAGCCUUCCAGCGUACCCAAGAGCCAAAAACUGGGGGCAUGCAGAAAAGGGAGAGCAGCUCUGAACAAGGGCCAAACUUACUCCAGAGCUAAGCUGGGGCAGAAGGAUGCCAGCACUGCUGCUGACUCCCAGAGGAAGCCAGAUGGCACUGACAAAGGCCUCUUGAAUGCUAUGUUUGAGCAACUAACUGCAGCAGAAGCCAAGAAGCUUGAAGAGCUGGUUGAGACUGUGGUGUACAGAGUGUUUGAGAGGUUGAAGAUUCCUAGGAAUCAGCAUGGCAGCUUUUUACAGAGGGUUGCCCAGGGAAUCAGAGAAAGACUUUUAGGCCGCACGAGAGUAGAACUUUUGGAUACUUCUCUAGAUCACCAUCAGAAAAUGGAAGUGAUGGCGAAAGAGCUUGUAGCAACAGUGUUGGAGAUCUUGGGGGACCGUCUGGCAUCCAGCACAUCCAAAGCUGCUGAGGCAGGGGUGGCAGCCAAGUGGGAGGACCUGCCUCUUGCUGGAAGAGCCACCCAAGCAGACAAAUCCAAGGACACUGCAGACAGAGUACUUUCAAAGACCUCCCUUGACACACUCACCAGAGAAGUUGUUGAGAGUGUUCACUACACCUUGGAAUCCUCUGUAACUUCUCAGUUUGAACAAGACACUGGCGGUGAGUACACUGAAAUCCUGGAGCUUCCUGGGGGAAAUGUCUCCAACAGACAAGUGCAGUCAUCCCAAACAUGUCCAAGGCAGGGCAUGGAAGCUGGACAAGGAUUCCCCAGAGCAUCUGAACAGCAGAGCCUAAAAGCAAUGGUGAAGGAGAACUUGGAAAGAAAAAGGAGCCUAAAGUCAACAGCCUUAGCCAACACUUUGGAAAUAAGGACCAUGUCAAAUCGGAUUGCUGACUCAGUAUUAGAGCGGAUCAGUCAACCAGGGCCUGCAGCAGCCCUCAACAAGAACUUUCAAGGGCCUGUUGCAAACCCACCCACAUCCCAAGGUGGAAUGGAGAGCUGUGCCACUGAGGACAUUCUCCCUACCGUGGACCCAUUGCCUUCGCAGGCCAUCCCUCCAGCCCAGGCCAGAGCACAGCACCAAGCAAAGCGCCCAAAGUUCAUCUGAUGCAAGUGAGGUGUGUGACUGGAGAGCUGAAGAGCCCUCAGACAGCAAACACAGACCACAUCCUUGUGGUGGCA
Zonotrichia leucophrys gambelii is the source of this 2456-nucleotide messenger RNA. It is a transcript of the gene FSIP2, whose product is annotated as fibrous sheath interacting protein 2. NCBI's taxonomy places the organism in Eukaryota, Metazoa, Chordata, Aves, Passeriformes, Passerellidae. The coding region runs from base 487 to 2382 and encodes 631 amino acids. The record is from RefSeq and is a predicted model, not a curated record. The transcript has 5 exons.